AUGAACGCGGUCCGGCUUCUGUGGUUUGUGGCGUUUGAUUGUGAUUUUGUUAGAGCUCUCUCUGUCACUCUCACACCCUCCAACGGUCGAAAGAGGCGUUCAGAUGGUUCCAACAGUUUGAGUCUAUCGACGGAGAUUGGUCGGAGUUUGAUCUCCGGUACUAUUUCCGGCGAUAGUGGCCGGAAAGUGGUGCGGGUGACCCGCUCGAGAAAAGGCGCCAGAGAGAGAGGCGUUGUGAAGCCAGUGUUCAAUGUAUAUAAUUGUAAAAAUGGACGUAAUAGUGUUGGUGACGGCGACAACAAUGAUGGUGAAGGCAAUGUUGUGAUGGUGCCAAUAAAGGGGUGUGGUGGUUGGGCUGCAAGAGAUAACAAUGGUGGUAAGGGCAGCGACAACAGUGAUGGUGACCGUUGUGGUUGUGAUGGCAAUGGUGGUGGUUGUAUUCAUGGUGGUGGCGGUGCCAACAACGAUGGUAGUGGCAAUUCUGGUGGUAGUGGUGACGGGUAUGGUUGUAAUGUUGGUGGUGGCAACAAUAGUGGUAGUAAUGGCAGUGGUGGUGUAAGAGGUUAG
Molecule: messenger RNA, 567 nt
Organism: Pyrus x bretschneideri (Chinese white pear)
Lineage: Eukaryota; Viridiplantae; Streptophyta; Magnoliopsida; Rosales; Rosaceae
Product: trihydrophobin-like
Exons: 2
Coding region: 1-567 (188 amino acids)
Source: RefSeq, a predicted model, not a curated record